AUGUCGUUUGCCAACAGGAUGUUCCGUAUGUCACGGGAUUUUUCUGCAAACAGUGGAAUGAAAUUUGCGUCCAAUUCAUAUGGGAAGUUAUCUUUCAAUUUCAAUACGUUCAAGCAACAGUUUAGAACAUUUCAUCGUCAAGCAAAAAGACCACACUUGAAGAACACUUCUAGAUGGAACGUAUACGACGAGCUUAAGCUAUAUUCUUAUACUUCUCAUUUGGCUUUCUUUAUGCUUCUACCUCCAAUUCUCCAGAUGUAUACAACCAAAGUUGAGGUUACCCGUGACGAUACAAUGACUGAAUCUUCAUUUAAUUCUGUGAGCUCCAGUAAUGGAAUGAUGAUUAAAAACAUAAACUUUUUGGACUUUUUAAGUUCUAGAGGCUCUGAUAUGAUGGAACUCUAUGAGAAAAACCUACCGAAACCUGCCGAGACUGUUUUUGCGGAAGAUUUUGUUCCUCAGCAUUUCACGUCUAACGUUGAUUUGGAAAGCGACAACAGAACCCGGAGAGCAGAACCACCUCAAUCCCAAACAAAGGAUGAGUUCGAUUUUUAUCUUCAGCAAUUAGAUGCUGCGUUUAAUAGUGUCAAGGCGAACUCCUUGUCGAGCGUACAAUAUUUCGACAAAAUCCAAACUAUAACAGACAGACUUAUAGGACUUACUAAAAAUGACAACUACAAGAAAGAUCGUGCGAACAACACCUUUAUGAAAAUAUUUGACCAACUGCAUCAACUACGACUUCACCAAUACGAGAUGAAGUUAUUUAGGCGAUUAUUAACUUCUGAUCAACAUACUGAGGUUAAGUUGGUAAAUAUUCGUCAGAAAAUCAUUUCGAAUUACGAAUAUGCCAAGUAUAAACAAAAUCACAACAAUAAGGUUAAAUCUAAAGCUAAAAACAUCCCAACCCAUAAAUUAAUGUUAUCCUCAUCUUGGUUGAAAGAGUAUGUUAAUAAUUUUGAAAGAUUUGCACAGCUGCUUCAACUACUAGCCACUACAAAGCAAAAUUCCAAAACAUUUUCCCAAUUGUACUAUGUAGGCCUUAAGAGUAAUGAUGUGUUUUAUAAAAUGCAAAACACUGAAAUACGUUACAGCUUGCUGAGUGUUUUACGUGGACUCGGUCAAACAAAAGAGGCAUAUGUACUAGAUAAGAAGAUAAGGAAAAUGAUGGAUACCUUUACAGUGGGCAAAAACAUUCGUUCAUGA
Molecule: messenger RNA, 1203 nt
Organism: Pichia kudriavzevii
Lineage: Eukaryota; Fungi; Ascomycota; Pichiomycetes; Pichiales; Pichiaceae
Exons: 1
Coding region: 1-1203 (400 amino acids)
Source: RefSeq, a predicted model, not a curated record